Molecule: messenger RNA, 4624 nt
Organism: Austrofundulus limnaeus
Lineage: Eukaryota; Metazoa; Chordata; Actinopteri; Cyprinodontiformes; Rivulidae
Product: G patch domain-containing protein 2-like
Exons: 10
Coding region: 70-1440 (456 amino acids)
Source: RefSeq, a predicted model, not a curated record
CUGACCCACAUCAGGGCUGAUACCGUAUCCUGCCAGAAAAUCUAACUGCACACGGUCGAUUUCAGCAUCAUGAUGGACGAGCUGGUGCAGGACCUGGUCUCUGCACUGGAGCAGGCCUCGGAGCAGAGUAAGCUCGAGGAGCUGUGGGGGGAAAUGAUCCCAAGUCCCCUGCAGCAACGACGGCAGAUCCGACGGCGCAGAGGCCGCAAACGCUUCCACGAGUCCUCGGUCUAUCCCGUGGCUCGCAGACGAUGCUGGAUGGAGGCCUCGGAGUCCAGCAUGGAUGAGGCUAAAGAGUACAGGAAGAACCUGCCCUCUGCUUUCAAAACCUCUUUGGCCAACAACAGCGACUCCGAUGAYACAACCGACCACCGCUGGCCGUGUGUCGUCAGAAGCCCAGUCAGGGCAAGGCGGCCCUCCUGGCCAGAGUCGGAUUCCUUCACUGAYAAUAAUCCAGGACGACCUCUCAGGAGGCGCAGGAAGGUCAAACGAAUGACCUCGGAUGUGAGGGUCAGAUUUCAGCAGAAGUUACAUGCAAGGGAUGAUGAUAAGAAAAGGCCUCGCCUGUCUCCAGUGCAGUGUCUGUCAGGACCGGAGAGGAGGCUGAGUGGCUGGAUCGGAGCAGAGCGACAGACUGACGGAGGCAGGCUGAUGGGAAAGGAGCGCUGGAAGAGAAAGAUUGCAAAAGAACACAGAGAUGCGCAAGAUGAAAAUAUGUCUGAUGGGGAAACCAGCAGCACCUGCAGCAGUGACCCUGGUCUGUUCACCAAUGAUGAGGGAAGACAAGGUGACGAUGAGCAGAGUGACUGGUUCUUUGAAGGGGACUGUGGGGUCGGGACGGCGGUGACGGGUCUCCUGCCCAACUGGGACACCGACAACUCGCUUUCCCUCCAGAAGAGACAAACUCGGCCCAACUUCCUGCAACCUGCACGCUGUUCUGUCAGAGGCUGUCACUCUCGUCCCGAUCGACUGCUUUGCUCAGCUGCUGGCUGCUUCAGGAGGGACAGGAGACGACUUCCCAGGAAGAACCCCAACAUGUCAGUGUUUGUAGAAAGACUGAGGCACUUCUCCCAGGAUCAGUGCCAGAGAAACUACUGGCUGCCUCCUGUUGGAAAACAAGACAGAAACCAGUUAAACCCUCUGUGUCCAGUUUGUCCCAUUGACACGAUGUCAGAAAGUUCCCAUCUCAGGUGUUCCACCUCGCUCUUCAGAAACAGGACGAGUAAUUUCACUCCAGGACUGUUUUGUUCAGCAGACACGAAGAGGAGGAGAGAAACAGAAGCUGUGUCCAUCACAGCAUCAGCCACCGCCCCAUUUCACACAGAUCCGCAGAAAGAAGAGGUAAAAGAAGGAGCCAGCAACACAGCAGCCCUAGAAGCAGUGGGACCAACGGCACCUGAGUUUUCUGAGGGUUUGUCUUUAUUCCACGAGGACACUUGAAUGGAGAUCGACAGGCUCAUCUAAUUCCAGCAGAAUGUGGCAAAAAGAAAACUAUUGUGCCUGGGGAAGAAAAAAAAGAAAGAAACAAAAGCUUGAACUGUUAUUACUGCGAAAACUUUACAACAAAGAAAAAAAAUACAAAGCACAUCAUUAGUCUUCAAAUCAGCAUGUUCCUGCUAGAUCCAGUCCUUCCAGGUAUAUUAAGCAUGACAAAUGUUAAUGCAAUCAAGCCUUGUUAAGCCCUCUGCCAUCUCCUCAAAGAAGAAGGCAGCUUCAAGUGGCUCCUUGUUUGACUCUAGACUUUAGUGCUCCUCCUGUUUCCACACAGUCUCCAGGCCUCCCGUGACUGCACAGUCCAGUAAUUACGUCCACUCUAGAACUGCAGCACUUGUCAGCAGGAACCUUGGAAGCGUGGUCAGUUGAGGCACGGUAGCCAGGGGGGGAGAGUGUCUGCUCUACCUUAGGGCCGCCAACAAUGGCUGUAAGAACAUCACAAUGUUUGGCUACCACACGCUGUCACAGGGUUAAGAGAGGCAACCACCGGUGGCGAGCCACACAAAGUACAGGCUUCCUAUUAGCAUGGAUUUGAAAAGCUACAGUUGCUACAAAGGUGCUCAUUAGCACAACACAGAGGGAGCGUAGUCACGGUCCUCGGAGGGCCGCCUCUGUUCUCAUCAGGUUACCUUCCAUAUUCAAAGUUCUCCCAAACGUAUUUAAAGUUCAAGGCCCGCUGCAGGUCUGUUUGAAAAGGCUGUUUUUCAGCGAUGCUGGCUGAGUGACUUUAAAUGAACGGACGCUCGCAAAGAGAAGUUAGAGAAGCUGUAGGAAACAGGAGACAGGACUCACACGGUACUUUCACAAAGCCUUGGGGUGUACUGUUUACCAGCACUUUCACCAGCAGAUACAUUAAAAGAUCAAUGCAGCCUACAGUGAGAUCAAACAGCAGUUUGAGCCAAGCCAGUAAACAAGAAGGCUUUUCCAGAAAGAUGCAUAUGCACUAUAUUAGUAAAAACUUUUGUAGUCUGUAAAUGCCCUGCACCUGCAGGCUACCUAAUUCUGUUAAAAGGAACCUGGGAGGUAUUUUACUUGGAAACAAAGUAUUUCUCUCUUAUAAAUAUCUGCACAUUUUAAAUCAAAAGUAACAAAUAUGGACUUUAUAUAACAAGAUAUCACCAGCUACACAACACAUGUCUUUUCAGACCUUUUUAAAGCCAUUUUUAAGAGAAGAAUCGCAUUUAAUAAAAUKAGAUUUGCCAAUUAAUAUGAGUUAUACGUCCGCAAUAAUCCUUGUGAGAAGGAUUUAUGUGAUCAUGUUUUAGAGGGGUGACAUUUAUAAAUGCUGUGUGUGCACACUAGUCUAAAUGGAUGCCUCACACAAGACACGCUGCCACAGAAAUCAGUCAAAGUGUUCAGACAGAGAGCGCCCCCCAACCCCCCUCGGCUAAGCUAYCGCCGCCUCUCCUCCUGCAGCUCGACUCCAGGCUGGGCUCACAUCAGGAGCAUAAACCUGAUUAAUAGGAAUUGCACAGGUUGGGGUUYAUUAUUAAACAAAAAAAGAGAGCUCCCAUUAAUGGCUUUUUAGAGAUACACGCCUCUGAACUUGUUGACAAGUAUUGACUGUAAUUGUUUUAGAAGAGCUUUGUGCCGCUGCCUUAUCUGACAGCCUGUGUUUUGGUGCCAAUGAAGUGACAGGAGAAAAAAAAGAUGCAUCAAACAUUCCCAUCAGUAGGAGGAGAAGAAUACCUCUCAUAAUUAGCAGUCACCAUAAUGACACCUCAGCCAGACCUUAUGUCGCGAAAUGAAUUUACAAUGGCUUGGAAAUGAGCGAGUAGCAUCCGUGGAGUUAGUCAAUUGUCCUGUUACAGUUAAGGAAUCCAGCAGGCUGGUACCACUCAUAUUUCAUCCCAGGUAAAGAUUACCUGUCAGGCCCAUGGGAGAUGUAUUGAUCUGUUUUCCUUUUUCCGCCAGCAAUCACCUGACAAAGGCACCUAGGAGGUGAGUGAGUGAGCGAUGCCUGGUGUGUCUGGUCGAGCCUGCUGGUUUCUGGUGUCCAGUGAUGGGUGGAGAGGGGAUGCGGAAGAGCAGCGAUAACGCAGUCAUAAACUCUGUUUGAACCUCAUCUGUAUGCAUGCAGAGCAGUCCCCUCUGAGCCCCAGGGUCAGAGGUCAGUGGGGAAUUUGCCUUUUUUUUUGGCUCCUUUCUUAUAAGUGGCAUUUGUUCCUGCUGUGUAAUGUGUACCGAAGGUAGAAAUGCAAGGAGGGGAAAAGGGGCCACUCUGGUUCCUGCUGACAACUCCGUGUUGCAAGUCAUCAUAGUUCAGCUCACUUUGGACUUUAGAAAAAAAAUCCAAUUGAUGUUGAUGCCUUUUUAACAAGAACCUGUUGUGGUUUCAUGUUUGCCUUUUUUCAAAAUAAUAUUCUUUUAUACAUUAUUUAUCAGCCAAAAAAAUUAAACAUUUCACUUGUUCAUCAAUGUGCAAUAUUUAAAACCCAUGAGGCCAUACAUUUAAAGUAGUUUAAAUGUACACAAUGUUUUGUAUUUAUGAUGUGAUAGUUUUAAAGCCAAUAUUUGCAGAUUUAACUCCAGCGGCAUUAAAUUCAUGAAUGAAAUUACAUGUUAGAUAGUGCACAAGAUAUGYCUAAUUUUUCUCACUAUCAUAUUUUCUAAUUUCAUCUACAAGGAUUUAAAUAAAUCUGGGUGAUAUCAGGGCUCUGAGGCAGCUAUCCACAUUUGAAACCUUGUACAAAUAGCAUCUUAUCUCUUAAGGCUGUUAUCUUUAUGCCUAAUAGCAGUGGAGGCAUGCCUAAUUGCUUUGCAAAUGAUCUAAAGAGGAUUACUAAUCCCUUAGAAAGCCUGCACCAUGUCACUAGAUGUGAGAGAGAUGUUACAAUAGUAGAAUUCAAUCGAAACGCGCWGUUCAUGCAGUAGAUGUCUUCUCCAGAAUCAUCACCUGUUUGAAAAAUGUUUUAGAAACUGGUGGAUGAUAUACUGUUGGAUAAUUUUUUAAGGUUGUUAUACAAAAAGAAACUUAAAAGGUAAUCUCUAAUCAUUUGUGAAUUUUAGAAAACUGUCUUGCAGUCAUGUCUGUGUUUGUUACUUUUAUUAAUAUUUAUUGUCAUGAAUAUUUAAAAGCUGUGUUAUCUAUGUCAAUUCAUGUGCAAUAAAUGGGUUUUGGUGAUUAUGA